Molecule: messenger RNA, 519 nt
Organism: Diaporthe amygdali
Lineage: Eukaryota; Fungi; Ascomycota; Sordariomycetes; Diaporthales; Diaporthaceae
Exons: 2
Coding region: 1-519 (172 amino acids)
Source: RefSeq, a predicted model, not a curated record
AUGGCACUGUCACAACGCCAACAACAAAGAAGUCACGGCAGCCGCCGCUCCAUCUCAGCCAAGGCCUCCUUCAGCGACGAUGAGGACGCCAUCACGCCGUGCUCAUCCCCACCACCCGAGCCCCAGCAGCCCCUCCUCGACACCGCAUGCAAGCUGAGUCAAAACGCGCGCUUCUCCAUCUCGGCCGCCUCCUCGCGCAAGAUGUCUUCGGUGCGGACGUGGCACCUCGACCCGACCGCUGGAGAGGACAUGGACGACGCGCACCUGUGGCGUCGCAUGCUGGAUAUCCAGCGCGAGUUCCACUGCUACAACAGCGCGCGCAUGGCUGCCGCGCUGCUGGAGCUCGAGAUGGGUGUUGAUGUUGGUCGAUAUGCUCCAUCGCGGAGCUGUCUUGAUCUUCUGAAUGACAGUGUGUCCGACCUUCCUGAUGAGGACAAGGAGAGGCUCGUCGAGUGGCUGCACGAGAACUCCACGAAGCGGAAGAGGAGUCCCAAGUGGAAGCGCACCUCGGUUUUCUGA